CGUAGCAGUCCCGCCCUGUCUUUUGUAAUGUCUGGAUCUGUUUGGAACACGGAAAUAAGUUAUGAAUGGUAGAAUAUGUCGUGUUUAGUAACACGUAAAUCUGUUCAGUCAGUUAGACUCGGAGAGGAGGCAGUGCUUCUGUAACAGGAUUAGAGAACUACAGCUCCGAUUCUUGGAGUUAUGUUGUUAUAGUGUUUCUUUAUACGCCUACGGAUCUGGAUUUACCAUGUUGACAUUGGGGGCACUGCGUGGACGCAUCGAGCCGGUUGUCCUAUUUGCCCAAAUUGCCAGCGCAUUUUUUGACACCGGUUUGCAGAUGGUUGUAAAAAAUCGAUGUGCCAACGCGACUGAUUCGCAUUUUUCGACCCCUACGGAGGACAGCCGUCAGAAAGCUAUGUCAAACUUUUACAUGACAUAUAAUAUGCUUUCGAAAUUCGUUCCAAUCUUGCCAGCAAUUAUUUUAGCCAAGGUAGGUGACCGUGGGUACCGGAAGAUCCCUAUAGUGAUUCCUCUAGUUGGCUACCUGAUCUCUAGAGUGGUCCUUCUCCUGGUCAUCGUGUUGGAGCUCCCGAUAGAGGCAAUGUUCGGCGGGGUGGUGGUCCAUGGACUGUGCGGGGGUUUCUGUUCUUACUGGGCCGGGGUCAUGGCCCUUGUGUCGCUCUCUUCCUCGGAGGAGGGCCGCGCUUUCCAAAUGAUGCGCAUUGAGCUGGUCUACGGUGUAGCCGGUCUCUUCGGGAGUUUAGCGUCUGGGCACCUUUUUCAGUUGUACAUCCUAAACUUCAAACAAGGAACAUUGCUGGUGGGCCUAAGUGUGGCGUUGUACUUUGCGUGUCUCCUCUACACAACGUUUAUUUUCUAUGUGCCACGCGUGUCGCUAAGCACACAAGAGCGCAAAGAGACCAACGGCUUCAUGGGCGGGCAAAACUCCAGGAAUAUCCUAAACAUUAUUCUCCUUUUCGCGAGCGGGAUCUUAUAUGACGUUGCUGUCGGAGGAGGGAUGGAGAUACUGGUGACUUUUGAGAUGAAGGAGCCCCUCAACUGGAGCGCUACCCAGGUGGGCUACGGUAACGCUGCUGGGUUUGUCGUCUUCCUGACAAGCUUCCUUGGCGUCAUGGUGAUGUCCCGUUGGGUGAGUGAUGUCACCCUCAUCAUCAUCGGGAUGGUGUCCUUCGCUGCCGGGAUCUACUUCAUGGCUUUUGUCACAGCAACAUACAUGUUCUAUUUGGCUCGGGCCUUGACCCUGUUCGCCUUGAUCCCGAUGCCCACAAUCAGGGCGCUGCUGUCCAAACAGGUCAACGGCUCAUCAUAUGGGAUCACCCUUAUCUCACUGCAGCUGUCCUUCAAAAUUGCCAGUUUGGUGUACACUCCAGCCUACACCAAGGUCUACCAGGCAACACUGGACUGGUUUCCCGGGUUUGUGUUCACCCUGUCCAGUAUCAUCACCGUCCUGGCAACCAUACCUGUCAGUAUUGUGGGUUGCAGAGCUGGCCGGGAAGACGGUUAUGAGAAAAUAAUCGGGGACUGACAUGACUUUGGACUCAAACAUUAGUUAUAAUGACAUCAGUGAUCUGCAGGUCUGACUGUCUGAUGUUCUGACCUUGUUUGUCUCACACAGUCGUCUUGAAAGCACAAGUCAGAGAUUUCCAAGUAACCAGUUGAUUUCAAUGCAGCCGCAUGUCUGGGUCCUACAGCCAUGCCAUUGAGGAUCCCAGAAGUGGCCCAUCGUCUCUCUCACUGUGAAAAUGCCUACUAUAAGACUGAUGGACAGCUGACAUGUGCCACUGCAAUUUUAAUGCACCUCUGCCUCUUAGAUAUGGACUCCUAAACAGUGUUCAACUUGACCGCAGUCUCCCAGAGACAUCCAGGGGCCGUGACACAAACUGACACAUUCUUGCGGAUGUCAUCAAUGCUGGUAGUCAGCAGGGUUAGGUGUAUGGUAGUCAGCAGGGUUAGGUGUAUGGUAGUCAGCAGGGUUAGGUGUAUGGUAGUCAGCAGGGUUAGGUGUAUGGUAGUCAGCAGGGGUAGGUGUAUGGUAGUCAGCAGGGUUAGGUGUAUGGUAGUCAGCAGGGUUAGGUGUAUGGUAGUCAGCAGGGGUAGGUGUAUGGUAGUCAGCAGGGGUAGGUGUAUGGUAGUCAGCAGGGGUAGGUGUAUGGUAGUCAGCAGGGUUAGGUGUAUGGUAGUCAGCAGGGUUAGGUGUAUGGUAGUCAGCAGGGUUAGGUGUAUGGUAGUCAGCAGGGUUAGGUGUAUGGUAGUCAGCAGGGGUAGGUGUAUGGUAGUCAGCAGGGUUAGGUGUAUGGUAUAUGGCUGAUAUACCAUGGUUAAGGGCAACACCUGCUUGGUUAAUUAUGGUAUAUUAGUCCUGUACCACUAACCACAGAAGCGCCUUAGUGUUACUAUAAACCACUUACCAAUGCAGUUGUGUUUUUGUUUAUAUCCUCAGUACACCACCUCAUACACCUCAUUUCAGCCAAUCAGCAUUCAGGGUUUAAAUCACCUGUUUUAUAAUGUACUGUACUGAAUUGUAUAUGUUGUUCAAUAAUGUAUUGUAUUAUAGCUUUUUAAAUUAUGUCGCCUUCAUAUUUGUCACUGAGUAACUUGCUGAGCAGAGCUGAACUAAUUUUGUACAGCAUUAUGGUGUUCUUUA
Molecule: messenger RNA, 2644 nt
Organism: Esox lucius (northern pike)
Lineage: Eukaryota; Metazoa; Chordata; Actinopteri; Esociformes; Esocidae
Product: thymic stromal cotransporter homolog
Exons: 6
Coding region: 227-1525 (432 amino acids)
Biological process (GO): transmembrane transport
Cellular component (GO): membrane
Molecular function (GO): transmembrane transporter activity
Source: RefSeq, a predicted model, not a curated record